Messenger RNA from Zophobas morio, 1064 nucleotides. RefSeq names its product protein YIPF5-like. The coding region runs from base 281 to 1006 and encodes 241 amino acids. Gene Ontology annotation, cellular component: trans-Golgi network. Gene Ontology annotation, biological process: vesicle fusion with Golgi apparatus; endoplasmic reticulum to Golgi vesicle-mediated transport. Lineage: Eukaryota; Metazoa; Arthropoda; Insecta; Coleoptera; Tenebrionidae. The record is from RefSeq and is a predicted model, not a curated record. The transcript is spliced from 2 exons.
CGGCUCCGUUUUCGACGCGUUUUCAGACAAUUAUAAUAAAAAAAGUUAUGGAUAAGAGCAAAGAGGCGAACACCGACUGCAAUUGCGGAAGAGAAAUCGACAUAAUAGUGGACUUUGAACUUACCGCGUCGAUAUAUCGUCGUGACAGUUUGACAGUUCAGUCAAUCGAAAUUACUCCGUAUUGGAGGUUAGGAUUGGAUUCUCAGACAAGACACCGAAAACGCUCUAUAGUUGUAUCAAUUCCUGUUGAUUUUCCUCCUGAUCCCCAAGAGUGGAAAGAAUGGAGGGAGAUGCGUACUACUGGAAGCCCCAAGAAGAGAAAUUUCCGGGUUCUUUCUACGAAGAAGACUACAGUCAAUUCCAGAACCAACAACUAGAUUUCAAUCCUCUUGCUGAUUACAACAACCAAGCACUCCCUGGAGAUGUUUCCAAGAUGUAUGACCCAGUCUCAUUCCAAAGUCCAGAAUUUGAAGAGGAACCUCCCCUUUUGGAAGAAUUAGAAAUUUAUCCUGACAGAAUUGUACAGAAGAUGUUGGCAGUAUUAAAUCCUUUUAAGAGUCAUUGUCUGACAGAUGAUGCUGAUUAUUUAAACAAAGAUCCAGAUUUAGCAGGACCAGUAUUUUUCUAUUUAAUUUUAGCAGUUUCUUUGUUUUUGUCUGGGAACAAAGCGCAUUUUGGGUACAUCUAUGGCAUAUCUGUAGUUUCUUGUUUAAUGAUGUAUAGUUUGUUAACUUUAAUGACAUCUCAGAGUGUCUUUAGUGUAACAACUGUUGCUAGUGUGUUAGGGUACAGUCUUAUUCCUAUAAUUGCUUUAUCAAUGUUUGGAGUGUUUUGGUCAUUAAGGGGUUUAUUUGGUGCCAUUCUAGCAACAAUGGCUGUUGUUUGGUCGAGUGUUUCAGCAUCCAGACUUUUUGUGGCCAUUUCUGGCGAUAAAGAACAACAGCCACUGAUUGCUUAUCCAUGCGCACUUGUAUCGGCUGUUUACGUUCUUAUGGUAAUUUUCUAAUUGUCCUUUGUUUUUGUACGUUUUGAGUUAUAAAAUAAAUGGUAUUUAUUGAUUUUUA